GGGUCUAAAGAAGACAUGGCCAAAGUGUGUGUAGCCAUAGCCACAGUACUGGCGGUGGCGGCUCUUCUCCAGACCUCCACGGCACAAACCACGCACGUUGUGGGGGAUAGCCUCGGGUGGUUGGUCCCGCCCGGCGGUAAGAUUGCCUACGAGACGUGGGCUGACAUGCAGACCUUCGUCGUGGGCGACAUUCUCAUGUUCAACUUCACAACCGGAGAACAAGAUGUGGCCAGGGUCACAAAGGAGGCAUUUGACUCGUGCAACUCCACAAGCCCCAUCUUCCUAGAGACAACCGGCCCGUUCAACUACACUUUGGAUGCUGCCGGUGAGUACUACUUCAUCGGCACCAUGGACAGGCACUGCUUCUUCGGUCAAAAGCUGGCCAUCAACGUCUCCACCUCCGCCGGCCCUACCCCUUCCCCGCAGGCUCCGACCCCAACACCGGCCCGAGGCCCCGUGACGUACAUCGUCGGCGACGAUUUGGGUUGGCUGGUUCCUCCCGGUGGCUACAUCGCUUACGAAACUUGGGCAUAUGACAAGACCUUCUUGGUUGGAGAUGUCUUGGUGUUCAACUUCACAACCGGAGAACAAGAUGUGGCCAGGGUCACAAAGGAGGCAUUUGACUCGUGCAACUCCACAAGCCCCAUCUUCCUAGAGACAACCGGCCCGUUCAACUACACUUUGGAUGCUGCCGGUGAGUACUACUUCAUCGGCACCAUGGACAGGCACUGCUUCUUCGGGCAAAAGCUGGCCAUCAACGUCUCUGCCUCCACCGGCCCUACCCCUUCCCCGCAGGCUCCGACCCCAACACCGGUCCGAGGGCCCAUGACGUAUGUCGUCGGCGACGACUUGGGUUGGCUGGUUCCUCCCGGCGGCUACAUCGCUUACGAAACUUGGGCAUAUGACAAGACCUUCUUGGUUGGAGAUGUCUUGGUUUUCAACUUCAAAAAUAAAACCCAGGACGUCGCCGUGGUGACGGAAGAGGCCUACGACUCGUGCAACACCACCACCACCAUCGCGGUCUAUAGGACAAGCCCAGUCAAGUACACCCUUACCGCCGCCGGCGAAUACUUCUUCACAAGCACCUUCUCUCGCCAUUGCUUCUUCGGUCAAAAGCUAGCCAUCAACGUCACCGCAUCCAGCUCAGCCACUCCACCUUCCACCACCACAGCCCCGACGCCAUCCAGCAGCUCCUCUUCCUCCGCUCCAUCUCCGACUGCCGGUGGCCCCUCCGCUCCGCCGCCCGAGAGCUCUGCUCCGGCUAGGGCCAUCUUUGGCAUCUCAUCCACGUUGUUGCUUAUUGCCUUGGCUCUUGUUCAUUGAAAAUGUUUCUAGAAUCCAGUAAAUACAAUAUUGGUCUAUACGAGAAAUUCAAUAGAUACACCACACACGUCAUUUGUCCCGGUCACCUAUCUUCACGUCUUUGUUUAUGCUUUUCACAAAAUAAGGUAUCCAGCAGAAUUUUAGGCUUCUUUGCACCUUGAUUCAUUGUCAGUCCAUUCAGGACAAUAAAGGUUGAUAGGUGCAUUAAAUUCA
Rhodamnia argentea is the source of this 1536-nucleotide messenger RNA. RefSeq names its product blue copper protein-like. Gene Ontology annotation, cellular component: plasma membrane. Bases 16 to 1323 code for a protein of 435 amino acids. NCBI's taxonomy places the organism in Eukaryota, Viridiplantae, Streptophyta, Magnoliopsida, Myrtales, Myrtaceae. Gene Ontology annotation, molecular function: electron transfer activity. The record is from RefSeq and is a predicted model, not a curated record. The transcript has 4 exons.